This is a messenger RNA of Engraulis encrasicolus (European anchovy), 3159 nucleotides long. RefSeq lists its product as uncharacterized. The record is from RefSeq and is a predicted model, not a curated record. The coding region runs from base 1699 to 2433 and encodes 244 amino acids. Lineage: Eukaryota; Metazoa; Chordata; Actinopteri; Clupeiformes; Engraulidae. Gene Ontology annotation, molecular function: nucleic acid binding; zinc ion binding. The transcript has 2 exons.
UUUCCGGGGGGAACAGUUUCGAAACAACACCUAAGAUGGCGGCCUCCGUGCCGGUAAACAGCAGCCCAUUUCAUGAAGGCUGGCGGGCCAAUCUAGUGAUUAAUCAGUAAGACACUCAAACAAUUAACCACCGAUUGGGUAGCGGUAGAUGGGAGUGCCUUUAAAAAGUGUUUGUGUCUGAGCUUCCAACACGCAGGACCGGAGCAGCGACCCGACCGACAGGACGAAGCCGAGAGAGAGGAAACCGUGGAUGACUGGCGGAGUUGGGAACGACUGAACCGCUGUGGAAGGACCCCCCCCCCUCGCAGACCGAAACCCGUGGACGGAGCCCCCAGCUGCCCUUUGGGCGAGAUAAGUGGAAUCGUGCUUGCUUGCUAUACCCCUAGCCGCUGCCAUACCUCUGCUUCACGCUUCGCUAGCAGCUAAAGCUACCUUCUGCUCCCUGCCCGUACGCUUGGCCUUAACCCUUUAGCUGCCUGAACUGUCUGCUGCAUUGUGCUGUACCCACCUCUGCUGCUCUUAACCCCUGCUCCCUGCCCGUACGCUUGGCCUUAACCCUUUAGCUGCCUGAACUGUCUGCUGCAUUGUGCUGUACCCACCUCUGCUGCUCUUAACCCCUGCUCCCUGCCCGUACGCUUGGCCUUAACCCUUUAGCCGCCGAACUGUUGCAAUUGUGCUGUGCUCGCCUCCCCUGCUAUCUCACCGCAUGCGCUACUACCCCCCCCCCCCCUGUGCCCUGCUUGUCUGCAUGCUGCUAGCUCUGUGCCCUGCUAGAACUGUGUUGUGCUUGCCUUUCUGACCUGCCCCUGCAUACCACACCGCUGCAACCCCCCGCCACUGCUUUUACCAAGGCUGCUAACCCAGGGCCCCAGUACUGCUGAAACUGUGUCUCGUUAUUCCUCUCUUGGCCCUGCUCUAGCUACUUGCUAACCGCCCCCUUUCCUCUGCUCUUUAGUGCCCCCCCCCCCCAUAGGAACAGCAAUAGCCCGGGCCCGUUGUGCCGAAGACCCUGCUGCCGAGGCUCUCUCCCUCUCGCUCCCGACGUGGGCCUGUCAUCACGUGUGAGUGUAGUUAAUUCGAGUGUUUCACCUGAUUGCCGUGUAGUGUUCUGUGUGACCCCCGUUUCUCUCAGGCCCGUUGGCGAGACUGCACGGCUGUAGGCCCAAACUAAACAACUCUAUCGCUGCUCCACCCCUUUCCCCCAAAGCCAAGGAUCUCGUAGACCCCCCUUUGACCUGAAACCCAGUGUCGUCCCCUCCUGCCCCUUCCGUCCAGCUCACCGCCUUGUCUGACUUAAUGUGUGCUGUGCCUCAUUCACUCUGCUUGGAUUGCUGAACUUCAUUAACUCAUCGUGUGCCACGAGUGUGCUUCUGACUAUUCCCCUCAGGCUUGGCUGCGGAGCUGGAGAUUCCGCACUCGGACAGGACUGGAGCGACCCGAUCCUUCUUCCUUCCCCCCUCUCUCUGGCUGCCUUGGACGCCCCUCUCCCCCCGGACUCUCACCCCCCAGCACAAUUCCUAUUUUAGUUAAUAAAACAUAACCUUUUUGACUUCAUUCUGUGGUCCUGUGUCUUAUUGGUGGUGUGUCUCAACUCCUCAAGGUUGCUAGGGGUAAAGUUUCAAGUAGGCAUACUUGCCUGGUGACAAGUGGCGUAGUCGGCAGGAUAGCGACCUUGAGUUGAGCAGACACCCCAUCAAUAUGACCGACCCAGCAGGGGCCGCACCACGGCCUUCAGUGAUGCCAGUCUUCAUGGGAGCACCGUGGGCACCAAGAUUUGGAGGCCCAGGUUCAGAGUUACAGCUCCAAGAGUGGGUGUCCCAGACCAAGUACCUUGCCGGUCUACAGGGGCUGAGCGACCAACAGCAGGUCCGGGAGCUGUUUAACAGACUGAAAAGACGUGAGGACUCCGGAUUGCCAGCGGACGACGACAAGCUGCUGCGAGACCAGUUUAUACUGGGACUGCGGGACGGACAACUCAAACAGACGCUCAAACUACAGUUGCGGGGCAAUGCUACCCUGAAAUUCGAGGAUAUCCAGAAGGAGGCGCUUGCGCUCGAGAUGGACCAGGUUGAGCCCGAUGCCCAUGCGACCGACUGCUUCGCUGCCAGUGCAACCCCACGUGACUCGACCCCGAUGGCCGACUGGAAGAAGGAGCUGCGGGAGGAGAUCAUGAAGGAUGUAAAGGAGCAAAUGAGUCAUCUCUCAAAGACCCUCCUGGACGAACUGCGCGGCCCACCAUCCAGAGGCCUUCAACCACCACGGGAGAGGUCCUAUUCCGAUGGAUCCUGGAGGGGGAGACAGUCAGCACCGCGCCCACCAAACUCUAGGUUCCAGUGGGAUGAACAAGGUCAGCCAAUCUGCAGUCGAUGUGGGAAAGCGGGACACAUGAGCCGGAACUGCCCCUCCCGUCGGGCUUCUCAAGAGGGUUUUUAGCUUCCCCGGCCACUGUGGGGCAAGUGGCCGGGACUAGCCUACAACAUCCCCCUCCACGCAAUCGCCAUGCAUUAGUAGGUCAAUGUCCCGUAGUCGAUAUCAAGGUAAAUGAAAAGCCUGUCCGAUGCCUUGUCGACACGGGCUCCCAGGUUACCCUGUUCGCAGAGAGUCUGUGUGAAGAACUGUUCGAUCACCAAGAAAUGCAGGGCGCUGAAGCUCCUUGGUUGACACUACGAGGGGCAAAUGGGUUGGAAAUACCAUGUGUGGGGUACGUGGUUGUGGACUUGAACAUAAGGGGGGUUUGUGUGCCGGCCAAGGGGGUGGUAGUGGUUAAGGAUAAAUGCCUGGGCAGCCACAGGGCGUUAUUAGGAAUGAAUGUUCUCACCGAUUGUUGGAAAGAUGUGUUGCAGGGAAUUGGAGCAGCUGUACCAGGUGCAAAGAAAACCUCAGUGGAUCGAGAGUGGGAGCCAGUGGUUGCCGACUGCCGCCGGGUACAUGCAGCAACAUCUCGCCCAGAACAGGUGGACACUGCACGCGCAGCAUGCCGCUACGCCAUCACCAUACCCGGCAGUAGCGAAGCACUGGUCUGGGCAAGGCUGCCAGCCCGGGCUUAUGGGCUGGAGGACUGCGUACUCAUCGAGCCCCACAAAGGCUCUCCCCAACUCGAAGUUGCCCGGGCUCUCGCCAAGGUACAGCGUGGGCGUGUCCCUGUGCGGGUGCGAAAUG